Messenger RNA from Gregarina niphandrodes, 8955 nucleotides. RefSeq lists its product as hypothetical. NCBI's taxonomy places the organism in Eukaryota, Apicomplexa, Conoidasida, Eugregarinorida, Gregarinidae. The coding region runs from base 1 to 8955 and encodes 2984 amino acids. The transcript has a single exon. The record is from RefSeq and is a predicted model, not a curated record.
AUGAUAACGGAGGUGACAUUUAGUCGGUUGGCGAUCGUGCCAUAUGAGUGUUUCCCAAGGUUAUUGAAGACAGUGGUUGCGUUUUCGUUUGAGCCGAUUGCAUUGGUGGCGGAUACGCCGCAUCGUUGUUUGUUGUGGCGUGACUUACCCUUUGACGUGGAUCAUAAGAACCGUCGCGUGGGUAAUUUAUCAGGUACCAUUAAGUUAUUGUUGCCACGUCGGUUACCCGUAAAGGACUAUCAGGUACAGUUUUAUUUGCUGGAUGAUGAUGAUUUAUUCGCCUUUACAGCGGUCCGACCUAAUCAGACAGGACAGCUGGCAUUGCAGUUAAUCCCCAAGAUGGAGGAUCGCAUGUUUACAGAGGGUAUAAUAUGGGUCAAUGUACUUAACACUGCAACGGUAGGAGCUACGACAGCGUUGGGAGAUGGUCAGGCUCCUCGUGAAGCACAUCAUCUUCGUUCUUACCAUGGUGGUUUGAAGAUUGUGGAUGUGUUCGAGUGCCAUACGAGUGCUACACUUGGAACUGUCGAGGCUCUCACGGCCGGUAAGAAGGAGAGCAAGACGCUUGCUACCAAGUUCGUAGACCCCGCUAGCGUCGCCACAUUAGUCGUCCAGGAUCCCGCCUCCAAAGGCGACCCCUCGCUCCCCGUCCCGGUACGCGCUUCAGACGAAGUCAUUACGGCCUGGUCCGACCUGGAACGCUCCGUGGAGUUCCGACUCCGGCAUCAGCAGGGACUGUUGCGCUACCUCUUCCCCGAUAGGUCCUCCAAACCGGGCGGUCCCAAUCGCGGCUCGAGUCGACCCGAUCCCAGUCGAGGAGACCUCAGUCGCGCCGACCCCAGUCGAGGGAGCGUCAGCGGACGCAGUGCCGGCCGGCACACCGGCCCCACCAGUCGUCCAGGCGGCUACGGGGACCGCGAAGUCAGCAGUAUUAUCGACGUAUUGGGUUUGCUCACAGUGCGCGACCAACGUGCUUCUCUAGCGGACGAGAGCUCUUGCAACCGCACCUCGCCACUCAGCGACAAGAUAAUGCGGUGGUACCGCGUCCUCACGGUAUUGUGGCGCAUGCAGGAGGCGAUUCCGUGCAUCCUGAGUGUCGCGACCGGCAGUCCUUACCGGGUUUCCACGGGAGGUGAUGUUAACAAUUUGAAGGACGGCGGUUCGAAGAACCGCGGUGGCCUGAGGGACUUCGCAGGCUUGAAAGGGGAACCUGAGUUGUUGGAAUACCUGUUCAACGGCCGUCGACGGACGGUCGUGUUGCCUUCACUAUACGCCGACUUCCGCGACUUGCUGUACUACGCCCUGGACAAAAGCUGGCAAGCCACACGCGUUUUAGUAGACUCAAUUGAGAACGAGAUGGCCGAAGUGGGCCGGUUGUCCAAAAUCCUCGUAGACGAAUACAUAUACAAGGAGAGACCGCGAUCACGAGCCAUCAAGGUCAUGUUUCACCAAUACGGACACCCGCCCAGAAACAUCAGUGGCGGUACGCGCACCUUCGACGUCUUCAUACGGCCUGAAGAAGAGCAACAAGUGCGAGAAACCCGACUGCGCAGAACUCAGUUCCGAGUCGGGGUCGGAGUUGCGACUGGCAUCGACGGCUUCAGCAAUAUCAGCGACACCAGUCUAGCCGCCGCCGCCGCCGGUGGAGGACUGAGAGAGGAACGGACAGACUCAGCCACCACUGCUCGUAACAGUGGCCGGGUACCAACCACUGGCCGAAGCGCCAGUGGACGUCCCUCCGGUGCUGCUCGUGCCCCUGGCCCCACCGAGGCCGGGCCCUCCGGGACUGCUGGCCCCUCCGGAACCACUGAACCCGGGUCUACGGCACCGGCUGCCAGUGAAGCCCGAUCUGGACGAUUUCUCGGCGGGACCAUCAUUAGUCCCUGUGGACCACUGGAGUUUGUAGUGGAUGAAAGGUGGGAGGUCAGCUGCUCCUGGGAACAGGAAGUAACGGAGUUUGAAAGCUACACUCAUCUCAACAGUAUCUUGCUCGAAACCAUACGAGAUGCCACACUCUCGCUCUACGCGAAGCAAAGGCAGAACGCUGACCAGCUCCUUCUUUUGGAAACGUAUACGGAUGCGCAACCCAAGGGAGCUGAAGAACUCACCGAAUGGCUGGGAAGAACACCAGGGCAAGGUCGAUUUGUCGCGGCGUACGAACUCAACUAUCUUGACGAAUUCAUUGAGAAAACGGUGCGCGACUCUCUUAUGGAGCCUCGGCCAGUGUACGUAGUGAGUUGGAAAGGUGCCACCUUGUAUUUUAGACGGCGUCUGUUGGAAAAUAUACUGCCAAAUAAUUUCCAAUGGCCUCCAUCUGUCCACCAACAGUUCGAUACCGCAAAUAUCCACCAGGUCAUCAGCAAUAUUGAUAUAUCUAAAGUUAAAGAUGGUUAUGUGGCGAACAAGGUUGAGAAACUGCUAUUUCCGCAUCAUCAAGCCGAGGACCAUGCCUCGCACACGCGUGCGCUAAUGCUUCAAAAAUUCUGCAACUCUCUCAAUGCGUCGCCUGUUGUACCUUACAGCAGCGAGAACUGGAUUAAGUUACUGCAGGACAUUGGAAUAGACGAAUGCUCUGUGUGUUGCAUGACCGUUAUGAAUCAACUUACCCAAAAGGCGGCUAGAGAGCUCAUGAUGGCUACCUUAGCCAGUCAUGUGAUCCGAGAAGUGUACGUAAGAGUAAUGGGUUGGCUUGCACGUGUUCAGUUGCUGGAAGAGUCUGUCAAACAAGAGGAGCUCUACAUCUUGCCAACUGCCGUUGGGUGCUCCGCGCCAACGGAGUUAGCAGCGGACCCUGGUGUAGGAGCGCGAGAACAACCGAUGGCGGAGGCCACAGCACUGCGAGUGGCGGCUACGACGGUCUCUCCAGUCGCGCCCGGGUCUGUAACCACCGCGGGAACUGCACCUGUCGGGUUAGUUCAGCCGGAGAUUCGGAAGGACCCGAACAAGUUGUCGGGGGGCCCAUCUGGAGCGGAAGAAGGACCGACGGGUAACUUAACAGGGACUCCCAUCCCGAUCUUGGGGACGGAUAACGGUCCAGGACCAACGCUGGUGCCUGAUGUGCCUCAGUUUAUUACUGACUACUUGUUGGAUUGCCGGGGGUUGGUGGAUCCUGACCGAGUAGGACAUCAAAACUUAACGGUACAUGAACUCGUAGUUCUGAAUUUAUUUAAUUUGGUAUUAGGUUACGGCCGGCCUCAGCGGAGAUUCUGGGAUGAAUACCUUAAGUCUCGGUUGGCGGCAUGUCAACACGAUUUUGAUGAUAUCAAGAUGUUGAUCUACCCUUUUCUUUGUCACCAAUUGCAGUCGAAAUUCAACCUGGCUAAACACACCACCAUUCCGACCACUGGCACUGGCAAGACUGGAGUAGCUCAGACCACUGGCACUGGCACGACGAACACUCGAAGGGUGGUGAAUUUACCUGGCCGAAUGACGGAUGAGAAGCCUUUCAAGAAGUCGAUGCUGCACAGCUUCUCUGACCGGGUUUGGUCAGGAAUAAAACCACGAUGGUUCGUAAGACAAUUUUUGGGCUCAGUACAGCAGGUUCUGCCGGCGGAGAUAUCCCAGGUGUCUGACCGGAGGUACACUAAUUACCUGAUCCAGCAACUACAGACCGUCUUUCGAUACAAUUUAAUGAACAGUGCCGAGAACGUGCUAUGUCGGUUCGCAGCGAGUUACAACGACCGAAACGCUUUGUACCAGCUUUUGAAGAAGCCUAUUAUUUUGGGUCCUCAAGGUCGUUUUGUGCAAUUGCAGGACUUGACGUGUCGUUUAGGGGGGCUUCUUUUACUCAUUGAAGAUGCCGCUUUUUCUGCUAUGUCUGAGGUGGGGAAGACAUUGAUUGCACGAUGGACAAAAAUGCUUACCACCUUUCCCCAAGCGGAUGCUGCCCAGUCUGCCGCGGAGCAGGAAUCGAAGCUCAAAGGUCGUGUCGAUCGACCGGUAAUGGAUCAGGGCGCGAUUGGAGAAAGGACCAACAUUGGCGAAGGUCUUUUGAGCACAAUCGCGCUGGAUGGGAAGAACGCGUUUCGUCCUGAUGAUGUUGCUCGGAGACUCAGCUCAAGCGCUAAGAUCAGCGGCACGGUCCCCGGUACUGGACCUCGCCGCAUAACCCCGGCAAUGCGGUUGCAGCAAACCAAAAUGGUGAAGGACGACAUGACAAAUGAACUGAAUAAAGCUGUUCUGGGUUGCCAGUUGUGGCCGGCUGUAAAAAUCCUGCUAUCGAUGCACAGCCACGGGACCUUCUCUCUGGAUGCGGACUUAGUAAAUAUAGCGGACCGUGUUUGGCAGGCCGCCUUUGAUAUAUCAGAGUCUAACCGCUACAUCAUACACAUGUGUUGUGCCCGCUUUUGGUUCGUUCGUGGCUCCUACCAGUUGUGUCUGCACCACUGCUACCAAGCCUACAUCGUCCUCUCGGCCAUGCGCACGGGCCGGCCGGAAUUGGAUCCCCGGAGCGGCACGACUCGAGGCCUCGACAGCGAGGUCUCCACAGACUUAACGUCGCACAUAACCCUCUCCAGCUACUCAGCCGCCCUCCGCCGAUCUCUCACCCACACCAGCCGAUCGUCCCUGACCUCUUUUCUGGAUUGGAUCCAAGACCAGUUUGACCUGGAUGGGUACUUGAUGGCGACCAACUGCUCCUUAGUCAGACCCUUGCAGGACAGCGCCAUGUCCAACUCUCUGGCCGGCGUAGACAAGCUAACCAACAAGAGUAGUAUCACGGACCUGGAGGACUUGGAGAACCAUAGUGUGUUUGCACACACGACUGCACGCAGUCUGGCCCGCAACAAAGGGGCGUCCAACCUCCCACCUCAAGGAAUCGCCGCACUGGAACUGUACAUUAAGCUACCACAAACCCGAAACGCCCUUUGGCUAGCACGGAUUCGGGCGGCCAUGGCCAUAACCUUCAUCAAACAAUCACUGACCGACGUGAGCUUACCAUGGCAACAUCUCGAGCAGUACGCCAUUGGUCUCGCUGAACUGUUGCCAACAGAGACUGUGCCUGCGGAUCGCUACACAGAUGCCGAGUUCCUCAAAGCACAGGCCGAGUUAGCCGUGCGAAACAUCCCCUACAGCGAAGCCUUACGUAAGCACUACAUUCGAAACGAAGAUGUUGGCGACAUAGGACCGAUGAAGGCCAAGACGGUGCGGUGGGACGACUCCCCGUCCAAACCGUUUAAGUCAGCCACCAAGCCGUCCAAGAUGAGUACUAAAGGGAUAUCCACUCUCGAAAGCAUCAGCCAACGACCGUCACGGUCCACGAUGAAGACUGGCGCACCCAAUACUUCCGGUCGCGAGUCUCGACGCGAGUCCAAGGGGGAUCGGGACGGGCGGGGAUCCCGUAGGAAGCGUACGAGCAGCAGCUCCGGAAGCAAGAAGUCGAAAACGGUGCUCACAAAUACCUCGUUUGGCUCCGACACUCUGACUCUUGGCACCUCAGACGACAGCCGAGAACAGCGCAAGUCGGGCCGCCGAGGAUCGGGCACCCGGUUAGAAGGAUCGGGCGUCAGGAUGGAAGGGUCGAACGCCCGACUGGGAGAUAAAAAGUCGCAGGGUCGCGCUGGAGAGCUCACCAGCGCGUCCAAUCCCCCUCCGGGGGGCAGCGAGCUGCGACAAACGUCUGAAGAUGCAUUGCGGGACGCGGCGGCCAUCGAAAGCGCUGUCCAGCGCCGGUCCAACCGCCGACACUCGACGACCGCGAGCGGCAUCGGUCAUUGGAGCGAAGGCAGUGAGAGCACCGUCUUGGAAUUCGGUCCCUGGAGCGAGGAUAGUGGCAGCCGGUCCGGCGGCAGCCGGUCCGGCAGCAGCCGGUCAGGCAGCUCCUCCAGCAGCUCUGACAGGACUGUUUCGCAAAUAUCCAGCGGUACGUUGCGGUCUCGCGGUUCGGAUCAGAUUGGACAAGAUCAACGCCGCAGCAGCAUUACGAUUGUCUCGGACAAGGUCUCGGUGGGGAGCCAUUGGGCCGCUCUACCCCCCGGAGCGAAGAGCCCGUGGGCGCGAACAGAGAGCUUCCGAGAGAGUCCCCCCAAUGCACCCGCAGGAGCACUGGGAGCUGCGAGCAUCUCACGACAGCCGCACGACAACUCUGGAACAUUGCCUAUGUCUAUUCCAGGUGGUGGAGGCCUGAGCCCAAGCGGUGUAAGUCCUGGUCCUGGCGGUGUAGGUCCCAGUCCAGGUGGUCUAAGUCCUAGUGCAAGUGGUGUAAGUCCAGGUGGAUUUGGUUCUCGAGACACUGGGAGUGGAGUGGAUCGGGGGUUGCGGAAGGAGGCUUUCAGGAAGGAGUCAUUGCCGGGUCGCGGGGUCGGCUGGGGUGCAGGUGGGGAGCGUGCAGGGCUGCAGAGGUCGGGUAGUUUCGGUCGUUCGAGUUCGCGGUUAGAUUCGAUUGGGAGUGAGCGUCGGGGUAAUGAGCCGUUGAAUGAUGGGUUGGAACAGGGUGGGUACAAACGUCAGACAUCGGUAUCAGGUGGUCUGGGUGGUUUGAUGGCGGUGUUGGAUGCGGAGUUGAGUACCCGUUCAAGCGUGAGCACACGAGCGUAUCGUGACCCAAAGUUUACGGUGAAUAUACCGGACCGUGCGGCAGUGUUAUUACGUCCGGAGGAGAAUGAGGAGGAGAAGGAUGUGGUGGGUAUUGGGGCAGAGGCUAGGUUAGCGGAAUUGCAAAGACGUAGUCGUGAUAGUGGUGGUGAAAGGCGGUUGGCGCAAGCGUUGGGUCGGAAUGACUUGCGACAUCGUGUGUCCGCCGUGACAGCGAUCCUGGAGAGUCAGUUGGGAGUUUCUAUGAACGGCCAAGAGGACGACCCUGAUACUCGCAAUCGUGUGCGCACACUGAAAGUUAAUUACGCCACCUGUCUACUCGCUACCGCCAUCCCCUUUCUCAGCCAUGGAUACCCUUCGUGGUAUUGCCUCUGCCUCCUUGGACUUGGGUUUUGUCUCAUGGUCCGAUCGGCUAGCGCCGCACCUCAAUAUACGAACCUGUAUAAAGUCCGUGCCGCCGAGGCCUUUUGCGAAGUCAUUGACAAGUGCCCCGACGUUUGCGACGUCGUUUACUCUGACGCCCUCGAAGGCCUUGCCGUGCUUCUAGCAAGACAUCAACUAGGGCUCUUCGCCCUACAACUUAGCCUUGUCAGCCGGCCCGGCCGACGGCAAACAAAGCCCGUUGACUCCCCUUCAUCAGUCACCUCCUUCUGGCUCGAACUAGCCUACACCUGCAGCUACGAAUCAGAAAUACUUAGUGAACUCGAACAAAGAGUCGAUCCCCGCAGUCUCUCCAACAAUGAAGAAGUAUCAGGAACUGGAUCAGGCGGAGCAGCAGGAGCCGGUCCCGGCUCCGGCUCCGGAGCAAAGGGAGGGAAGAGACUCAAUCUGCGAUCGCGGAAGGGCGCGGCCGCGGUGGACGUGGCGACGGGCGGUCGGCCCAGCAUCAUGGGACGUGACUCGAAGGUUGUACGGAUGCGCAACCGUCUCGGCGCAGCACCAGCGGAGGCCAUGCUGAAACCUCUACGAUACGAUAUUUGGAACACAGAUCUGUUACCGGAGGAGUCGGUAAUCACGGAGGAUGAGUGUCUCUCGCGAAUGAUUAGGGACGACCGCGACCUGACAUUGGAUGAUCUCUGGUAUGUGCUGCAUUUCAGGGGCCUGAUUCGUCCGCAGCACUUUUUUACAUUGCACAAGAUGGUCCGUUCGUGCAGUUUCCUCCCUGACUCGCAGUAUGCACCACAUGUCAAAGACAAAUUGCUCAAGUACGUGGCUGUGCACUUGCAACAAUACCAGUCGCCGGUGCUGCCACGGAGUUCGGUUGCCUUCCACAGUUUCCAGCAACAGCUGGUGAGUCUCCUGCGGGAAUUGACAGUGCAGCACUUUGGUGAGGUAUUGCAGAGCACACAGGCCGCGGCUAGCACCUCGGGCGCAAGCCCCAAUGCGGCGAGACCCAGCGCGACUGGAGCUAACGCAAACGCGCGUGCGAACACAAACACGGGUGGCCUUGUCAGCGGCAAGCCGGGCCGGCUUGGCGCAGCGGUGACCGGUGGAGGCCAGAACUCGCCGCGCGUGGGGAGCUCUGCGUUGGAAAUUACGACACGGACAGUGCUCGGUCAGUUUGCAGUCAGUCCAUCGGCCAAGACGGAGACGGCCCAAGCCGAGGCUAUUGUCGAAGACGAGGCCGCUGCGGCCGCCCCCAGUCAAGGUGCACGGUACGCCCCGGUCCUCUCCAGUGGCGGGGAGUUCUACCACUUCGUCCAGGCCUACCCACGCGUUGUCGACAAAGCGUUUCUCGCCAUGGGCGACGCGUUCGAAGGCGCACUUGCACUUCUCACCGGACCUGAAAGAUUGGUUAAGAUCGCCACCAAGCUCUCACGCCCCCGACUCUCCUACUCCGAACCCCGUUUCGUCUAUGCCGAGCUGGCGCCUGCAGACCGCGAUAUGGUCGGUGCCGCUCCAUCAACCGCCCCAACUCCGAAAGGAUUCACAACGCGACGCGGACCGUCCAGAGUGGGAGGACCGACGGGUGGGGGAGGAGCGACCGCCCGAGGAUCGACCGCUAGGGGACCGGGUUUGGGAACGACCGCCAGAGGGCCGGGUCUGGGAUUCGGUUUGGGUCUUGGGGAAGGUAUCCCGGUGGACGAGGCUGGUGUGCCGUCCUCCAGUGGGUCACCGAAUGAACAGAUCGAUCGGUAUUUCGAACAGCUUAUUCUCUACGCCAUUGAGGAAACAACGCAGAUUCGCCGCCUUGGGCUCAAACCUCUUGGACCUGAUGAGAAACAAAUCAGAGUUAAGGGUAACCCCGUGGGACUUCAAGGAUUGUUCGACCGCUACCCAAGACUCAUCACGCCGUUCAUCGACAUCGUCGUCAGCAUCAUCUUCAACUAUAAACAAGCCGACGUCGAAGACAGCAUGACCACCGUCCCCUACGACACACUCGAACGAGUCAAGACUCUCAUAACCCCUAUCAAAACUGUUUAG